This is a messenger RNA of Phragmites australis (common reed), 3773 nucleotides long. Its product is annotated as probable histidine kinase 4. The transcript has 11 exons. Gene Ontology annotation, biological process: phosphorylation; phosphorelay signal transduction system. The coding region runs from base 216 to 3203 and encodes 995 amino acids. Lineage: Eukaryota; Viridiplantae; Streptophyta; Magnoliopsida; Poales; Poaceae. Gene Ontology annotation, molecular function: phosphorelay sensor kinase activity. The record is from RefSeq and is a predicted model, not a curated record.
CUAUUUUAGUCGCUGCGUAUCUCGUGAAAUCCAGAAAAUUCGAUUCACUCGACGGCCGGCUCCUUUCUCCCUCGUCUCGAAAAGCCGCCUCUCUCUCUCUCUCUCUCUCUCUCUCUCUCUCUGACAAAGGAGGCUCAAAGCAGGAGGAGGAGGAGGAGCGGAAGCAGGAGUGGUUGGUGGGCUGCGGCACAUGUGAGCUGUGGUGGGGAAUUGGGAUGGGGGUGGGAGGAGGGGUGGCGGCGGCGGUGUCGGUGUCGGCGCUGGCGCCGGCGGUGGAGGAGGGGGCGGGGAAGGAGGGGAAGGGGAGGUGGCGCGUGAAGGUGAAGCUGAGCAGGGUGGCGGUGGUGCUGUGGGUGCUGGCGGCGGCGGCGUUGUGGGCGGGGCUGCACUGGCGCUUCCGGCGCGCGGCGCUGCGCAAGGCGGAGGAGGGGCUCGUCAGCAUGUGCGAGGAGCGCGCCCGCAUGCUGCAGGACCAGUUCGCCGUCUCUGUCAAUCACGUCCACGCCCUCGCCAUCCUCGUCGCCACCUUCCACUACGAGAAGCACCCGCCUGCGCUCGACCAGGACACGUUUGCGGACUACACCGCGCGGACGUCGUUCGAGCGGCAGCUGCUGAGCGGGGUGGCUUACGCGCAGCGGGUGGAGCACGCCGACAGGGAGAGCUUCGAGCGCCAGCAGGGGUGGAUCAUCAAGACCAUGAAGCACGAGCCGUCCCCGGUGCAGGAAGAGUACGCGCCGGUCAUCUACUCGCAGGAGACCGUCUCCUACAUCGAGGGGCUCGACAUGAUGUCCGGCGAGGAGGACCGGGAGAACAUCUUGAGGUCGAGGGCAACUGGGAAGGCGGUUCUUACGCGCCCGUUCCGGCUGAUGUCGAAUCACCUGGGUGUUGUAUUGACGUUUCCUGUCUAUCGUGUGGAUCUUCCUGCUGAUGCCAAGGUGGAGGAUCGUGUUGCAGCUACCGCAGGAUAUCUUGGGGGAGCUUUUGACGUAGAGUCAUUAGUGGAAAAUUUGUUGAGGCAGCUAGCUGGCAAUCAGGAAUUGGUGGUGAACGUUUAUGAUGUCACAGACAAUUCAAAUCCACUUGUCAUGUAUGGGUCUGAAGUUCCUCUUGGUAGCCCCUCACCAUCGCACAUUUGCAUGCUAGAGUUUGGCGAUCCAUUCAGAAAGCAUCACAUGAUUUGCAGAUAUAGAAACAAAUCUCAUGUCCCAUGGUCCGCAAUUACUACACCUUCUGGUGUCUUUGUUAUAUGGAUGCUUGUGGGCUACAUAGUGUAUGCUGCUUGGAGUCGCUAUGAUAAUGUCAAGGAAGAUUGCCGGAAAAUGGAAGAGCUGAAAAAACAGGCAGAAGCUGCCGAUAUUGCCAAAUCUCAGUUCCUUGCAACUGUUUCUCAUGAGAUCAGAACACCCAUGAAUGGUGUCCUUGGAAUGCUUGAUAUGCUAUUAGACACAGACCUAAAGUCAAUCCAAAGGGAUUAUGCGCAAACUGCUCAAGUCUGCGGAAAAGCAUUAAUAUCUCUGAUCAAUGAAGUGCUUGACAGAGCUAAAAUUGAAGCUGGCAAGUUGGAUCUCGAGUCGGUACCAUUUGACCUGAGAUCCAUCCUUGAUGAUGUCAUCUCGUUAUUUUCUUCCAAGUCAAGAGAGAAGGGGAUUGAGCUUGCUGUAUAUGUCUCUGAAAGAGUUCCUGAAAUCGUAUUGGGUGAUCCUGGAAGGUUUCGACAGAUAAUUACAAACUUAGUGGGGAACUCGAUUAAGUUCACAGAACGGGGACAUAUUUUUGUACAAGUUCAUCUGGUAGACCACUCAAAUCUUGCAACAGAAGCCAAAGUUGAACCUGUAGUGAAUGGGAUGAAUGGACAUAAAGAUGACAGUAGUGCUAUAUCCACCAAUGUGUCUCACAACACAUUAAGUGGUUUUGAAGCUGCUGAUACCAGAAAUAAUUGGGAAAACUUCAAACAUUUGUUGUCUUAUGAGACAAAUGAGAUGCCCUAUGAAAGUGAUUCUGACAAAGUGACUCUUGUAGUAAGUGUGGAAGAUACAGGGAUAGGUAUACCAUUAGAUGCCCAAGGCCGGGUGUUCACUCCUUUCAUGCAAGCUGAUAGUUCAACUUCCAGGAACUAUGGUGGAACUGGAAUUGGACUGAGCAUUAGCAAAUGUCUUGUUGAAAUAAUGGGUGGUCAGAUAAACUUUGUCAGCCGACCCCAUGUUGGGAGCACAUUCACAUUCACCGCACUUCUCCAAAGGUGUGACAGAAGUGCUAUUAUUGACAGUAAGCCUGUUACGUUUCACCCUCUGCCAUCCAGCUUUAAGGGUUUAUCUGCACUAUUGGUCGAUAAAAGACCGGUAAGAGCUACUGUAACUAAGUAUCAUUUGCAAAGGCUGGGAAUGGCCUCUGAAGUUGUCAGUACCAUUGAACUGGCACUUGGUGUGUUAUCUGGGAGAAAUGGCUGUUCUCUUACCAGCAUGAAGCAACCGUCCAUGCUAUUGAUAGAGAGUGAUUCAUGGGGCUCAAAGAUUGAUGUCUCCUUACGCACUAGACUCUUAGAGAUGAAACAGAACGAUUGCAUACCUGUAUCUCCCAAAGUUAUCCUUCUUGCAGCUGCAGAAUCAGACAAUCUGGAGGCAAAAUAUUCAGUUGACUCAGUGAUCACAAAACCUCUGAAGGCAAGCACACUUGCCACUUGUCUAUUCCAAGCACUUGGUAUCACACAGUUGAGCAAUGAGAAACGUGAGAGUUCAGGUUCUCUUCGCGGGUUGCUUCUUGGCAAGAAUAUAUUGGUGGUUGACGACAACAAGGUAAACCUUAGAGUGGCUGCUGGUACAUUAAAGAAAUAUGGGGCAAAGGUGGAUUGCGUGGAGAGUGGCAAAGAUGCUCUUGCCCUUCUACAAGUCCCACAUAAGUUUGAUCUGUGUCUGAUGGACAUUCAGAUGCCAGAAAUGGACGGGUUUGAGGCGACCCGGCAAAUACGGGCAAUGGAAGCGAAGGCGAACGAGCUGGCAGAAGCUGGCAAUGAUUCGGAAACAGACAGCACGGCUAAGACAGCGAAAUGGCACCUGCCGAUCCUAGCAAUGACCGCCGACGUUAUCCAGGCCACCUUUGAGGAAUGCACAAAGUGCGGAAUGGACGGAUAUGUCUCAAAACCCUUUGAGGAGAAGCAGCUCUUCCAGGCAGUACAGAAGUUCUCGGACUCCGGCAUGUCCAGCUAACACCAAAGCUGUGCAUUCUGGUGUACAUUGGGAGCGCUGACUGUGAACUGAGGCAGCUACUCUCUUCCAUUCUGUAAUUCCUUAACCGAGGACACAAUCUGAUCCUGAAGCAAGGCCGUGGGUUGCUGUUCCACCGGGCUGCGCACGGAUCAAGCCCUCGGGUGAACAUCAUGCGGUCAAGGCAGGACACAGCACAGAUCGGUGCUGGUAUGCCGGUGCAGGCGUCGUGUAAAUAUAUUGUAUCGGCAGGGACCCUGUUAUAGCACGUAGUAUGGCCUGUGAUGUUCUUGUUGGGGCUGCGUUCGUGCUGAUGCAUCUCGAGCAGAGUUUUGUUCUGCAGCUUCCACGAUUUUUCUGCUCCAGCCCAGUCCAUUGCAGAAGGCAGGCAUGCUCGAUUGGUGCAGUGCAGCAACACUGGAAGGCAGAGCUGAGAGCAGUUUUUGCUCUUCACAUUGCGUUGGGAUUUCUCCUGUAUGCUAAUGUGCGACACAAGUUGAUGUAAUUGUCUCGAUGCAUUUCCAUAUGGAUAUGAAUUAGGAUGGCAUUGAUAACAGACCAUCUUGGAGUUUA